Penicillium alfredii is the source of this 651-nucleotide messenger RNA. RefSeq names its product putative SNF7 family protein (Cta1). Lineage: Eukaryota; Fungi; Ascomycota; Eurotiomycetes; Eurotiales; Aspergillaceae. Bases 1 to 651 code for a protein of 216 amino acids. The record is from RefSeq and is a predicted model, not a curated record. Gene Ontology annotation, cellular component: multivesicular body. The transcript is spliced from 2 exons. Gene Ontology annotation, biological process: vesicle budding from membrane; late endosome to vacuole transport via multivesicular body sorting pathway.
AUGAACCGACUGUUUGGCACGAAGAGCGCGGCCCCCAAGCCGACGCUGGACGGUGCAAUCUCGAAUGUCGACAAUCGCAUCUCCAGUCUGGACGUCAAGCUCGCCGCGCUCAACUCUGAGCUCUCCACCUACCAAGCCAAGAUCUCCAAGAUGCGUGACGGACCGGGCAAGAAUGCGCUCCGCCAAAAAGCACUCAAGGUGCUACAGCGCCGAAAACAGUACGAAGCACAGCGGGACCAGCUCUCGCAACAAUCGUGGAACAUGGAGCAGGCCGGCAUGAUGCAGGACAACCUCAAGAAUACGAUGACGACGGUGGAUGCGAUGAAGACAACAACCAAGGAGCUGAAAAAGCAGUAUGGCAAGGUGGACAUCGACAAGAUCGAGCAGAUGCAGGAUGAGAUGGCCGAUUUGAUGGAGGUCGGGAAUGAGAUCCAGGAGAGCAUCUCGCGGUCCUAUGAUGUCCCGGAGGAUGUCGAUGAGGCCGAGCUGGAUGCUGAGUUGGAGGCUCUGGGCGAAGAGUCUAUGUUCGAGAGCAACAUGGGUGAGAGUGCAGUGCCAAGCUUCUUGCAGGACGAGGUGGCUCCGCCGCAGUUUAUUGAUGAGCCGCCGGAGCAGACCAAGGUCAAGGAGGCUGCUGGUGGAUUGGGUUAA